This is a messenger RNA of Spinacia oleracea (spinach), 655 nucleotides long. RefSeq names its product cytochrome c oxidase assembly protein cox19, mitochondrial. NCBI's taxonomy places the organism in Eukaryota, Viridiplantae, Streptophyta, Magnoliopsida, Caryophyllales, Amaranthaceae. The record is from RefSeq and is a predicted model, not a curated record. The coding region runs from base 130 to 417 and encodes 95 amino acids. The transcript is spliced from 5 exons.
CCUUAAUCUCUUCAUCGAUUCUUUUCUCUUCGAUCGCCUGAAUAAUUUCAAGCUCAAUCUCUACAAUUCGAGCACCAAUUUGAUUACAUAAGGGACGCGUUUCAGCCAAUUGCAGAACAAGAUAACAAAAUGAGUGCUGGUGGUGCGUUUGGUGGGUCAAGAGGUUCAAGACCAGUGCCUCCAGAAAAAGGAGUCUUCCCUCUGGAUCAUAUGCAUGAAUGCGACUUGGAGAAAAAAGAGUAUCUCAGUUGUCUAAAAACUGCUGGCCAUAAUUCAGGAAAAUGUAAAGAGUUUUCAAAGAAAUAUUUGCAAUGUCGAAUGGAGAAGAACUUAAUGGCAAAGCAAGACAUGUCUGAGCUUGGGUUUCGCAAGGAACUCGAAACAGAAACUUCUGAAGGAACAGAGAACGACAAAUAGAUCAGUAAUCGAGAUUCAUCGUUGCCGGUUUCGGGGGAUGCAUGUUGGCAACCAAAUGAUGUAGAAAACAAUCUUUGGAAGUUCAAGAAUUUACUAUGAUUAAUUACUGGUGUAUUCUUGUUAAUUACUAUUACAUAAGCAGGGCUCAGAGCCAUUGUUGAAUCCUCUCUGACUUGUGUUAUGAUCAGCUCAGACUUGUGUUCAAUCAGAUGACAGUCUAAUAAAAUUACUUCUUCAA